Eremothecium gossypii ATCC 10895 is the source of this 192-nucleotide messenger RNA. RefSeq names its product ABL061C-Ap. Lineage: Eukaryota; Fungi; Ascomycota; Saccharomycetes; Saccharomycetales; Saccharomycetaceae. The record is from RefSeq and is marked provisional. The transcript has a single exon. Bases 1 to 192 code for a protein of 63 amino acids.
AUGAAGUUCACCAACUACGCUAUCGCUUUGACUGCCGCCGCCUACGCCAGCGCACAGGCCACCACGCAUGAUUCCAACCACACCGCCAACACCACAAGCCACCACUCCACCAACGCAGCCGGUGCGCUAAAUGGCGUCCUACCAUCUGUCGCCGGCGCAGCCAUCGCGGGCGCGCUAGCGUUCUUGGUCUGA